Amphiprion ocellaris (clown anemonefish) is the source of this 3340-nucleotide messenger RNA. RefSeq names its product activity-dependent neuroprotector homeobox a (gene adnpa). Gene Ontology annotation, biological process: regulation of gene expression. The record is from RefSeq and is a predicted model, not a curated record. NCBI's taxonomy places the organism in Eukaryota, Metazoa, Chordata, Actinopteri, Pomacentridae. Gene Ontology annotation, cellular component: nucleus. The transcript has 4 exons. Bases 363 to 2906 code for a protein of 847 amino acids.
GAAUAGGUAGCGUUAGCCAGGGAGCAGGCCUGACCACCGGUGCAAGUCAAAGAGACACCCAGAGGACACUUGCUGGUCCUGGCCGUUCUUAUUUCGUGAGUACACUGUUUCCAUGAGACAUGCACAGCUUUGUUCGGCCAUUCGUCCCUCCAGCUAGCAGCCGCAGCUAAAACAGAUGUGACAGCUAACUAGCAAGCUUAGCCAGCUAGCUGUGGAGCUGCUGAGCAUCCGCACCGGCGCUGAGGAGAGCGAACAUCACCACUAGUGUGCACGUCCCGACCUGCCACUUUACCCCCCUACCAGCCAUUAAUGUCGUGAUACAACCCGUCUAAAGCUAGUCUGCAGACGUACCACAAGGAGAGAUGUAUCAGCUCCCAGUGAACAACCUGGCAAGAAUCAGGAGAGCCAGGAAACAAGUGAAAAAAACACUUGGAGACAUUGGACUUGAGUUCUGUAAGGAGGCAGCAGAGGAGUUCAAAGACUUUUGUCCCAACGAUCAAUAUGUAAAGAGCACUCUUUGCCUUGAUAUCUGUGGUUGGGAUCCAUCAUACUCUAAAACACAGGAAUACCGAUCAAAGCCAUUUUGCUGCACAGAGUGCCCAUUUUCUUCCAAAUACUACUCAGGCUACAAGAAUCACUUCCGCAGCGUUCACAGAAAAAUUCUUGACAACAAAAUCCUCCUCAACUGUCCAUACUGUGCUUUCACUGCAAGCAAGAGAACUUUGGAAACACAUGUUAAAAUAUUCCACAUAACCAGUUCAGCACGUCAGAAUUAUGGGAGCUUACAAGCAAGUGUACUGGGAAGGAAGGACAAAACGUAUUUUGAAAGAGCCAGACAAGGAGAUGGUAUGGAGAAAGCGAUGUACUUUUGCAAAAAAUGCACGUUCCGGGACACUUUGUACAAUGUUGUGAGAAGACAUAUCUACAGGGAACAUUUUCGGCAUGUUGUAUCACCUUAUCUUGGUAUGGUUUCUGAAUCAUCGGUUAAAAAUGGUGCUAAUUCUGUCAAUGGCAACAACAUCCUCUGUAAACGAUGCCAGUUUUCCACUCGUAGCUACGAGGCUCUAGUACAGCAUGUGAUAGAGUACCAUGAGCGCAUUGGUGCUCAAGUUACCACUAUGAUUGGACAUGCAAAUAUUGUUGUCCCCCGGCCACAGUCUUUGCCAGUCAUGUCUCGGAAGGGUUCUCUGAUGAUGAGUAGGGGCCACACACUUAGACCUGAGCCAGUCCCACAGCCAGUAAUUGGCUAUUUGAAGCCAGUGGCCACUGGCGUUAAAAAACAGUCCUCUGGCCCAACCAGUCAGGUACGUGUUGCGGUUCCUGGCAGCAGCACAGUUCCUGAAAAUAGUGCUGUUGGCGUAAACACAGCCCAAACACAAAAGUGGAAGAUAUGUACUGUUUGUAAUGAGCUCUUUCCUGAAAACCUAUAUAGUGCUCAUUUUGAAAGCGCACACAAGGCAAAAAAAGUGUGGGCGCUGGCCAAGUACAUCAUGAAAAUCCACAACUUCACCAGCAAGUGUUUGCUUUGCAACCGGUACCUGCCCAGUGAUACACUACUUAACCACAUGCUAAUCCAUGGGUUAACCUGUCCACAGUGCCACUCGGCUUUUCACAAUGUUGAGAAAAUCAUCGAGCAUGUAGCUUUGGCCCACCCUGAUGAGUUUGUUGGACCUCCAGGCGCAUCACCUUUAACCUUUGAUCUCACCAUUAAACAAGAUAAGUCCAGUAACGUUCAGCUUGCUGUUCUCACUUUUAACAUGAAGGAACCUAUCAAUGGGCAAGAUCAUUCUGCACCUGUUCAGAAUAGUAUUCCUCCUCUUGUCAAGCUUCCUGCUCCUAGAAUGAUUGAGAAGAAAAACGAACAGCUUCCUAGAGGUUUCCCUUCAGUAAUUAGCAAGAGUGAGGUUGGCAAGACUGUAUGUCCGCUGUGUUUCACCAUCCUCAAAGGUCCCAUCACUGAUGCUUUGGCCAUGCAUUUGAGGGAGCGACAUCAAGUGCUCCAAACAAUGCAUCCUGUUGAAAAAAAGAUGACAUACAAGUGCAUUCACUGCUUAGGGGUGUACACUAGUAAUAUGGUAGCAUCCACAAUCACUCUGCAUCUCGUGCAGUGCAGGGCUGUUGGUAGGAACCAGGCAAGCCAAGGCUUCAAGUCUGCCUUGACACUCAACUCAUCUGGGGCCGGCUUCCUCAAGAGGCAGCUUCCACUGCAGGUCAUGACCAACCCCAAGAGGAUGAAACUGGGCAAGGACACUAAGAUUUCUGCCUCCACCUUUGGAAAUCAGGCCGAAUCUGAUGGCCUUGCUCUGGAUCCCAGAAGCUAUGAGCACAAGACCUAUGAAGCCAGGAAAAAUUUCCUGACAGCAUACUUUAACCGGCGACCAUACCUUUCUCCUCGAGAGGAGGAGAAGCUGUCUGCAAGUUUGUGGCUCUGGAAGUCUGACAUUUCUAGUCACUUUGCAGCAAAGCAACGGUUGUGUGAAAGAAGUUGUGAGACCAGGAGCGUUUCGGUGCUGCUCGGCUUUGACAUGCAGGCUCUCAAGAAGGUUAAACAUGAUUUGAUUUUUGAGGAGAGAAAGCUUGAUCCCACCUCAACAGGGAAGUCUACAGGCUUCAAGUCUGGUACUCCAAACACAGACCAAAACAAGCAGUGUGAGACACUCAACUGUACCCUGAAACUCAGUACAUGCACAGAGACCAUUUCCAUAGACUCUGACAGUGAACCAGAGAUGGAGGAUAAACCUGCUGAGAAUGGAAACGUUAACACAAACCAACAUGAGAAUGUACAAUCUGAGGAGCUGAUAAACCCGACAGAGGAUACAGAACCUGCAUAUGUGGAUAAUGAUUCUAAAGAGAAGGAGAGCUCCUUGCAAGAUGGAAAAGCAAAUGCCUGGAUGACUUUUUGUUAGUGUCCCUGCUCAGCAGUGUGCCUUGGAUGAGUAACAGUUCAGUUUUAAAGGAGUGUACAAAAAAUACUGGUCAAAUGGCAUGUCUCACAAAAACUUUUCCAGAUGAUGACAACCUAACCAGUGUUUGAAAGAAAGAAAAAAUGUUACAUCAUGGCGCAUAAAUACUUGGCAUAUGUAAGUGACAUUGUAUAUAGUUUAGCCAUUGUCCUUUGUUAGUUUCUUCAUACGAUCUGUUAUUCACCAGUUACCUGUCACACCUUAUAUUAGAAAUGGUUAUCACAACCUAAAUACUCACUUUUUUUUUCUCAAGUGUGACAUUGAACUGUAUCAUACUAUCAUUUCACAUUUAGAAAUUGUAGGAUAUGAUCAUUGCUUAUGUACACGUUUUAAUAAAUUUCAUUUGUUUAAUAAAAAAACAUUUUAUUGGAAAUCAA